Molecule: messenger RNA, 1493 nt
Organism: Penaeus monodon (black tiger shrimp)
Lineage: Eukaryota; Metazoa; Arthropoda; Malacostraca; Decapoda; Penaeidae
Product: vegetative cell wall protein gp1-like
Exons: 2
Coding region: 1-1209 (402 amino acids)
Source: RefSeq, a predicted model, not a curated record
AUGUCCGCCCCCGCCGAACUCUCCUCGUCUUGUCGCCGCGCUCCCACCGCUAACAACACUAACAAUAAUAACAGUGCCGCCCAUGUCGCCUCUCCUACCGCCUCCCGGACGCUCCCGGCCACCACGGGCGGCGGGGGCUCAGGGGCGCCGCCCCCCGUCACCUCCAACAGUUCUUCUCCGCAGUCACCGGGUCCCCCUUCGUCUCCCUGUCCCUCCCCCAAGGGCGCUGGGUCGUCGCCCAUGACGUCCCCGCGCCCCCAGAGGGCCGCCGCCCGCGCGUCGCCCUCGUGCAUGUCCCCAAAGCUGCCCCCUCCACCUUCCCAUCCCAGCCCUCACCGUGGGCGCCAUUCUCCAGUCCCUGGGGCUUCGGGUGCCACCCACGCCCGUAGCCCCACCCCUGGCACAGCGUCCCCCGCCCUCGGCCGACGGGGCAAUGGCUUCCCGGGGUCGGCCACCUCCUCGCCCGUGUCGGGGAGACAGAGCCGAGGCUCGCCCUCCGCGACGCCCAAUCCAACCCCGACGCCGCCUCCAGCUGCACCAGCCGUCCCGCAGGCCGCCUCCGCCGCCCACGGAGUCACGCCCGCGCUCAACCCUGUCAGCACCCUCAGCUCUACCCUCGGCACGAGCACUAGUUCAACCUCAAGCAAGGCUCAAAGCACGGCCCCAAGCAAGGCCCCAGUCACGGCCCCAAGCAAGGCCCCAGUCACGGCCCCAGGCAAGGCCCCAGUCGCGGCCCCAGUCACAGCCCCAGGCAAAGCCCCAGUCACGGCCCCAAGCAAGGCCCCAGUCACGGCCCCAAGCAAGUCCCCAGUCACAGCCCCAGUCACGGCCCCAAGCAAGGCCCCACACCAACCACAGCCCCAACCACAGCCCCAACCACAGUCCCAACCACAGCCCCAGCCACAGCCCCAGGCACGGUCCCCAUCACGGCCCAAAGCACAGCUUCUAGCACGGCCCCCAGCAAGACCCAGAGCACGACCACUGCUUCGGCCUCCAGCAAAGUUCUCGGCCCGAUCGCCGUCAUCGGCUCGAGCAAAGGCGCCGCUGCAGCUCCCGCCAAAGUCCCGGCCUCGAGUGCGUCUGCCAAGAGCACCAGCACAGCCUCCAGCACAGGCACGAACUCGAACUCGGGCAGCGGCGCCGCCACGGGUGCCACCAGGAAGGGCGUCUACACACGCAGCCCGCGUCCCCCUCCGCCGCACCGCUUGAUCCGCCAGCACUCGCUGGCCGCGGUUUUGGGGCUUUUCCGCGGGCGUGACGAGCGCGGCAUCGGGGGCGAGGGGGGCGAGAACCCUCCCGAGGACUGGGCCACAGUACGCGAGGAGCCAGAAGAGCUGGAACGGUCGUCCUCCAGCAACAACUCUCGCUCACACUCCAUCCCGUCCACCUCGGUGCCGCACCUACCGCAGGACGCCCGACGGAAACGCCGUAGCUCAUGCCACACCGACAUGACUGGCUCCUCGCUCGCGAGCGGCGGCUUCCCCCUGAUCCCG